This is a messenger RNA of Desarmillaria tabescens, 1722 nucleotides long. Its product is annotated as Fungalysin metallopeptidase-domain-containing protein. The record is from RefSeq and is a predicted model, not a curated record. The coding region runs from base 1 to 1722 and encodes 573 amino acids. The transcript is spliced from 14 exons. Gene Ontology annotation, molecular function: metalloendopeptidase activity; zinc ion binding. Lineage: Eukaryota; Fungi; Basidiomycota; Agaricomycetes; Agaricales; Physalacriaceae.
AUGUUCUUCUUCAUCGUACUCGACACGCCGUCUCUUCAUCUCCUGGUGCCACGAUUGAUUUUGGCACGCUGCGAAGAUAGAGGGGAGAUAGGCGGUGGGGACAAAGAGGGAGUAUGCGACGAGGAAGAAGUUGAUGGCGAGGUGAUGGCGGGCGCACGGCGUGGAAUCGGCUCUGGUGAUAAUGGCGUAGUAGUCACAGAGGCACGCUUGGGCAGAGCCAUGGGGAAUAGAUGGCGGGUGCCAGGAUAUGGACAACGAAAGGCUACAACACAUUGGCUGUGGCUUACGGGUAUCCCCUGUGUGGGUAUUCUGGUGUAUUCGGAGACUACUGGGGCGGUUGAAGCGCUUAUGACAGAUCUUGCAGAUGAAGACAGUCGAGCAGAGGCGAUCGGCAUUGAGACCAUCUCGCUAGGUCCAAGAGGGACAGCGCGUUACAAAUAUGCGCAACCUGCCCUAGAGUGCAUGUGGUAUCGGAUAGAUCGGACCGUGCUCAAUGCCAACGUGGGUAUCAUGCAAUUGCAGCGCACUCAAGACCAUGUUUUCAGCAAUGGGUGGACCAGGAGUAGCGUAGUUCAGAACAUGAACUAUUCAUAUGCCAAACAAUAUCGCGAAUUCCUGUUUGAUAUUUCCCAAUUCAAUUUAGCCAAUGCCAUGUUCAGGGUUGGCAAAGCAAUCAUAUUUGACUCAUCGUUUUCCAAUACCUUCUCUUCCCCGAUAACUCUCUUUAAUCUUAUUGUCAAAGUCCAGGAUACUCUACUCGAGACACAAUGCGUAACAUCUCUCAAAUACCUAACCCAGUCCGACGGAUCCGUAUCCUCAUUCAAGUCCAAAAUAACAACAGCAAUGCGUGGUACGACUACAUUUGUUGAUGCUCACUCAGGCGAGAUUCUCUCAGUAACCGACUUUGUUGCACAAGAAACAGACACCAUCACCGAAGGCAAAGACACACUCGUAGACCCCGAAGACCAUAUUUCACCCUCUUCAAGCUGGAUCCAGGACAACCAAACUGCUGAAGCCUUUGACUAUCACUACGACACCACCCUCUGUCCCACCAACACAUUCUACAUCAUCAGCAAAGACCACGACUACAUCUACAAGUACGGCUGGACAGAAAUGUCCUACAAUUUACAGUCUAAGAGCUUUGUCAAAGGAGGAGCCGAGGGUGACCGUGUAUUAAUAAGUGUGCACGAUUCUAGCGAAAUGAAUAACACGAAUUUUGCUACGCCGCCCGAUGGUCAAUCUGGGACAUGCAGGAUGUAUAUAUGGACUCUGACGACCCCUCAGCGUAAUGGAGCCCUCCGGAACGACAUCAUCGUACACGAAUUCAUGCACGGAAUCACUAACCUGCCUCACUGGUGGCGGAUGACCGAGCAUAAGGACGCUACCGUCCCAGACUACGUUCUAGCAAGCUGGGUUUUCAAUAACCCCGCCGGGAUCCGAACACACCCUUACUCUACCAAUGCCUCUGUCAACCCUCUCAGAUACUCCUCAAUCCAGAACCUGCAUGAAGUCCACGAUAUCGGCGAAGUAUGGGCAAACAUGCUUCAUAACGUCUACGCCGCGCUAGUCCAAGCACACGGGUUCUCGACAACAGCGAUGGACGAUCUGUCGGGCCUAGAAGGCAACAUUGUAUGGCUCCAUCUCUUCAUCGACACGCACUUUCUCUGCAGCCGUGUAACUCUACCCGUGAGCACAGGCUACAAGCGUGUUGGUUUUAGCUGA